This is a messenger RNA of Pseudoliparis swirei, 1153 nucleotides long. Its product is annotated as zinc finger and SCAN domain-containing protein 5B-like. The transcript has 2 exons. The record is from RefSeq and is a predicted model, not a curated record. Gene Ontology annotation, molecular function: DNA-binding transcription factor activity; RNA polymerase II cis-regulatory region sequence-specific DNA binding. NCBI's taxonomy places the organism in Eukaryota, Metazoa, Chordata, Actinopteri, Perciformes, Liparidae. Bases 62 to 1153 code for a protein of 363 amino acids. Gene Ontology annotation, biological process: regulation of transcription by RNA polymerase II.
CCGAGUGAGCGGAGCGUUUUUAACGGAGCUGUCUGGAGGAAACGUUUCUGAGCUCGUGAACAUGUCUAAAGCCCAAAUGCUGAGAGGUUUAGUCAACCAGCGACUCACUGCGGCUGCGCAGGAGAUCUGCGGGCUGUUUGAAGGAACGAUCGCAGAGUACGAGGAGGAACUGUGUAGUUUAAAAGAGGAGAACGAGCGGCACAGGAAGCUGCUGCACGCCGUGUUCAACCCGGAAGUCCGGUUGCAACGAGCAGACGUCCAGCAGCUGUUGGUGGUUAAAGAAGAGGUUCCUUCUGAGCAGCAGGUCUGGAGCUUCAGUCUGGACCAGGUGCAUCCAGAGCCCCCACUAGUUAAAGAGGACCAGGAGGACCCAGAGCCUCCCCACAUUAAAGAGGAACAGGAGGACCCAGAGCCCCCCCACAUUAAAGAGGAACAGGACGACCCAGAGCCCCCCCACAUUAAAGAGGAACAGGAGGAACUCUGGACCAGUCAGGAGGGAGAGCAGCUUCAAGGGCUGGAGGAGGCUGGUCUCAAGUUCUCAUUCACUCCUGUGAAGAGUGAAGCUGAAGAGGAAACUCAGUCCUCUCAGCUUCAUCAAAGACGAACUGAACCGAUGGAAAUAGAAGCUGAUGGAGAUGAUUGUGGAGGACCAGAACCAGCCAGGAACCCAGAUCCAGAUAGACCUCCAGAUCCUGAUGAGGAGACUGGAGACUCUUCUGAACCAGAUACUGAUGACUCUGUUGAUUGGAAAAAGACCAGAGAACCUCAAGCAGGUUUAAACUCUCUGAGUAAUGAUGACGUUUCUGUCAGUGAUUCAAAAUGUAGUUCUCGUGAAAAACCUUUCAGCUGCUCAAUCUGUAAAACAUCUUUUGCGCAUACCAGUAAUUUAAAAAGACACAUGUUAACUCACACAGGAGAGAAACCGUUCAGCUGCUCAGUCUGUAAAAGAUGUUUUCGAGAGAGAAGAACUCUAAAGACUCACAUGUUAACUCACACAGGAGAGAAACCGUUCACCUGCUCAGUCUGUAAAACAUCUUUUGCACAGAGAGGAACUUUAAAGAGUCACAUGUUAACUCACACAGGAGAGAAACCUUUCAGCUGCUCAGUCUGUAAAAGAUGUUUUACAGGCAGAGGAACUAAAGACACAUGUUAA